This is a messenger RNA of Gorilla gorilla gorilla (western lowland gorilla), 1311 nucleotides long. It is a transcript of the gene LIPK, whose product is annotated as lipase family member K. NCBI's taxonomy places the organism in Eukaryota, Metazoa, Chordata, Mammalia, Primates, Hominidae. The record is from RefSeq and is a predicted model, not a curated record. Bases 93 to 1292 code for a protein of 399 amino acids. Gene Ontology annotation, molecular function: hydrolase activity, acting on ester bonds. The transcript is spliced from 10 exons.
CUGACAGUUGCCUCUGGAAGGAUCUGGAAUGCACCUGAAGCUCCCAGGACUUGAAGACAGACCUCCAAAGACUUGGAUCAGGCAGUUCCCAAAUGUGGCAGCUUUUAGCAGCAGCAUGCUGGAUGCUUCUUCCUGGAUCUAUGUAUGGUUAUGACAAGAAAGGAAACAAUGCAAACCCUGAAGCUAAUAUGAAUAUUAGCCAGAUUAUUUCUUACUGGGGUUAUCCUUAUGAAGAGUAUGAUGUUACAACAAAAGAUGGUUAUAUCCUUGGAAUUUAUAGGAUUCCACAUGGAAGAGGAUGCCCAGGGAGGACAGCUCCAAAGCCUGCUGUGUAUUUGCAGCAUGGCUUAAUUGCAUCUGCCAGUAACUGGAUUUGCAACCUGCCCAACAACAGUUUGGCUUUCCUUCUGGCAGAUAGUGGUUAUGACGUGUGGUUGGGGAACAGCCGAGGAAACACUUGGUCCAGAAAACACCUUAAAUUGUCACCCAAAUCACCAGAAUACUGGGCCUUCAGUUUGGAUGAGAUGGCUAAAUAUGACCUUCCAGCCACAAUCAAUUUUAUCAUAGAGAAAACUGGACAGAAGCGACUCUACUACGUGGGCCACUCACAAGGCACCACCAUAGCUUUUAUAGCAUUUUCUACAAACCCAGAACUGGCUAAAAAGAUUAAGAUAUUUUUUGCACUGGCUCCAGUUGUCACAGUUAAAUACACCCAAAGUCCUAUGAAAAAACUAACAACCCUUUCCAGGCGAGUAGUCAAGGUGUUGUUUGGUGACAAAAUGUUCCACCCUCAUACAUUGUUUGACCAAUUCAUUGCCACCAAAGUGUGCAAUCGAAAGCUAUUCCGUCGUAUUUGCAGCAACUUCCUAUUUACUCUGAGUGGAUUUGAUCCGCAAAACUUAAAUAUGAGUCGCUUGGAUGUUUAUUUGUCACACAAUCCUGCGGGAACAUCUGUUCAGAAUAUGCUGCACUGGGCUCAGGCUGUUAAUUCUGGUCAGCUCCAAGCUUUUGAUUGGGGAAACUCUGAUCAGAACAUGAUGCACUUCCACCAGCAUACACCUCCUUUAUACAACAUUACUAAGAUGGAAGUUCCAACAGCAAUAUGGAAUGGUGGACAGGACAUUGUUGCUGAUCCCAAGGAUGUCGAAAAUUUACUUCCUCAAAUUGCUAACCUUAUUUAUUACAAGAUGAUUCCACACUACAAUCAUGUGGAUUUUUAUCUUGGAGAGGAUGCACCUCAGGAAAUUUACCAAGACCUAAUUAUAUUGAUGGAAGAAUAUUUACAAAAUUAAAUGCACUUUCCUUUCUCUA